AUGCCAGCUGGAGUGGUUAAUUCAGCAUCGCGUUUUAUGGCACACCCUCCUCUGCUGCGUUUGCUAAUCGGCGGCAAACUGCUCAAAGGCGGCAGCACGUUUACUGUCCUGAACCCAGCCACUGGGAAGGAGUUAUUGCAAUGUCCCUCUGCAACCCCCGAGCAAUUGAAUGAUGCUAUCAAGAGUGCUAGCAAAGCGUUCACCACGUUUGGUUCAAAAGUUAGUAUUAAGGAGCGCGAGAAAAUGUUAUUCAACGCCGCCGAUAAGAUCGCAGAACACAGCGACGAAUUAGCGCAUUGGUUAACGCUUGAGCAAGGCAAGCCUCUCCGAGAUGCACGGUUUGAAGUCCGGGCUACCGUGGACCAGAUGAAGCUCAAACAAGACACCUCAGUCAUCGAUUCGAAGAUUCUCCGGGAUACGAACAAGGAACGUGCUACAUUGGUGUACAAGCCUCUCGGUGUUGUGGGUGCAAUUGCCCCGUGGAAUUUUCCGUUGCUCAUUGCGGCCACCAAGGUGUCCAUUGCCGUACUGACCGGCAACACUGUGGUGUUUAAACCAUCGCCAUGUACACCCGUAACCUCGUUGAUGAUGGGCAGUAUCAUCCACGAAUGCUUCCCUCCAGGUGUGGUCAAUGUCAUUGCUGGUGGCAACGACAUAGGUGAACGUCUUGUGGCGCAUCCAGAUAUCGCUAAGAUCUCGUUCACAGGCUCAGUCCCCACGGGAAAGGCCAUACGCAAGGCCUGCACAGACCACAUGAAGCGGUGCACACUCGAGUUGGGUGGCAAUGACCCAGCCAUCGUACUGGCCGAUGCCGAUGUGCCCCGUGCAGCAAAGGGCAUCUUCUCCACAGCGUUCGCAAACACGGGACAGGUGUGCUGCGCUAUUAAGCGUGUGUACGUACCGCGUGCGUUACACGCCGAGUUCUGUGAGAGCAUCAGCGGGUUUGCACAGGCCGCCACUGUGGGCGACGGGCAGGAGAAGGCUACAACACACGGGCCACUACAGAACAAGAUGCAGUUCAACAAGGUGACCGAGCUGUUGCAGGAUACUAUUGCAAACGGGGCGACGGUGCACUGUGGUGGUCUGCCAACAGACUUGUCGGGUGCGGGCGGCUACCACUUCCCGCUCACAGUCGUCAGUGGGGUAGACGACGAGUCUCGCAUUGUCUCUGAGGAACAGUUCGGUCCUGUCCUGCCAAUCCUCGCGUACGAUACAGAGGAAGAAGCCAUCGAGCGAGCCAACAACACGCGCUUUGGCCUCGGCUCCAGCGUAUGGGGCACAGACCUGGAUCACUGCGUGGAUGUCGGUAUGCAACUCAACAGUGGUAUGAUGUGGGUCAACAAGCAUUUGGAUUUACCGGCUACCGACCCCUUCGGCGGACACAAGGAAAGUGGCCUGGGUAGGGAAGGAGGCGAAUCAGGGCUGAAGGCGUAUGUCGAAGAGCAGAUGGUACUUGUGAGGAAAGCUUGAGAGGGUACGGAUGAAGGGGUGGGAGUAUGUCAGUGUCACGAAUCAGAAUCUGUCUCACAAGGCUGUGACUAGUGUCUCCUGUCUCGCUGUAUCAUUUCCUCGUCUGCAAGCGAGUAAAACGUUCACUGACCGAUGCCUUAAGUGGACAUUGAGUGGGACAAUGAGACGACGGCUGUACGUGGAAGCGCACCUGCUAUUCAUGGGUAACGGGCCAGAAGCACCUUAACAGAGAGAAAAUGUGUUGUAGUCAUCCAGAUUGUAUACAUUGUUAUAGGUCAUUGACUUAAUGUAUUGAAAGGUUCGUGCUAUUGGUACCUCGGUGUGCACAGAAACGAUGGCCUGGGGAGAGAAUGUGGCGAGUCAAAAUGUAGUGCUUGUGGAGAAGUAGCUUUCAUCUGUGAACAAAGUGCUAUGAGAGGCUCGGUGGUUGAAUCAUAUUCUACCUAUGGUGAGAUAGAUGCAUUAUUGUUGAGUAGACAAACUGUUAUUGUAUUGUGUUCUAUAAAGAGGAGUGUACUGGCUGCUAAGGCGGGAAAGGGUAACUAGUGUAAGGCUGAAGUAUAAGUGUCAGCAAAGCACAAGAAAUUUCACUGUACAAGAUACGAGCUUUGUUCAGCUGAAGACUUUUACUUCGACUGCGAGCAAUAUUUAUUCUCGUUGUUUUGAUACAGAUGACCCGUUCCAGGGCAUCGGGAAACUGGUUUCGCUUGUAAGCCUCGCGAGUUGCGAGUUAGCACUGUAGGGUUUGUGAUGGAGUCCUACCACUGUUACUGGCGUACCUCGUGUCGUGACGUGUGUAUCAACAUAUUAAACGAUCCUUUCCCCAAGUCACAAGAUAGUAACCGAACAGAGGAAUUGACGUGCUGGGUCAUUAAACCGUUACUGACUGACACUCUGACAGCUGUUAGGAAUACCUGAUGGAGGGAAAUACAUCUAAAACCAG
Messenger RNA from Sphaeroforma arctica JP610, 2413 nucleotides. RefSeq lists its product as hypothetical. Gene Ontology annotation, molecular function: aldehyde dehydrogenase (NAD+) activity. Lineage: Eukaryota; Ichthyosporea; Ichthyophonida. The transcript has 8 exons. The record is from RefSeq and is a predicted model, not a curated record. Bases 1 to 1470 code for a protein of 489 amino acids.